UCCCCCAUUCUUCCUUCACUCAGACUCACAGCUCAGCUCCAUUCGUGUCGACUGUCCAGAGUCCACGAACACUCUGUCGCUCCUUCCUCCAACACUUCCUCACUGAAGCAGCCGCAUUCCUGCAGCCUCUCCAGCCUCUGCUCAGACAUGUCCCGCUACAGCUUUGGCCUCGAACCGCUGUCUUGCCAUGCCUGGAACAAAGACAGGACCCAGAUCGCUGUGAGUCCCAACAACAAUGAGGUGAACAUCUAUGAGAAAAAAGGCAAAGAAUGGGUGAAGAUCCAUGAGCUGACUGAGCACAGCGGUCGUAUCACAGGUAUCGACUGGGCCCCAGAGUCCAACCGUAUUGUGACGUGCGCCUCUGAUCGUAACGCCUACGUGUGGACUCUGAAGGACGCCGCGUGGAAACCCACCCUGGUGUUGGUGCGCAUCAACCGUGCGGCCACCUGCGUGAAGUGGUCCCCUCUGGAGAACAAGUUUGCUCUGGGCAGUGGAGCUCAGCUCAUCUCUGUCUGCUACUUUGAGAAGGAGAACAACUGGUGGCUGAGUAAACACAUUAAGAAGCCCAUUCGCUCUACUGUCCUGAGUCUGGACUGGCAUCCCAACAACAUCCUGCUGGCCAGUGGGUCUGCCGACCUCCACUGCAGGGUUUUUUCUGCCUAUAUCAAGGACAUCGAGGACAAGCCUGGACCCACGGCAUGGGGAGCCAAGAUGCCAUUUGGGGAGGUGCUUCUGGACUAUAAGGACUGUGGUGGGUGGGUGCAUAGCGUCUCCUUCUCCCCCACUGGAGACCAGCUGGCCUUUGUGGCCCACAACAGCAGCAUCGCUGUGGUUGAUGCUGCACAGCGGAAGGAGGUAACCCAGCUCACCACCGACCGCCUGCCGCUGCUGAGCGUCCUCUUUGUCAGUCCGACUGAAAUCGUUGCUGCGGGUCACGACUGUUGCCCCUACCAGUUUACAUAUAACGGUCCUGGGGCGCUGCAGUUUGUGAAGAAGCUGGACAUCCCCAAGAAUACCUCCAAGGGCGGCAUGUCAGCCAUGCAGCACUUCCGCAACCUGGACAAAAAGGCCACAGAAGAGGAGGACAACGAGCUGGACAUGCUUCAUCAGAACAGCAUCACCCAGCUGUGCAUCUUAUCCGGGAAGAAAGCCAAAGUGGAAAAGUACAGCAGUGUUGGUUUGGAUGGAGCCAUGGUCGUCUGGGACUUUAAGCACUGAGUCUGCUCAGAUGCCAGCGGUGGACAUGUAAACGGUGUACAACCAUCCUUUCUGCACACUAAUCAGCACACAGCUCUGUCAUUUUACUCAAGAAAAACAGAUAUUUUUAAUCAAUACAAUGAACAUUUUUUGGCAUUUUCUUACAAUUUGAAUGUUUUGUCUUCAUUGCAUUGACCAUUUUUUUUCACAUUUUUACCCCCAUUCCUUCAACAUACUGUACGUUUGCUGUGCUGACUGUACGAAGCUGGUUUUUAUUAAAUCUCAUUUGAUUCUAAA
Melanotaenia boesemani (Boeseman's rainbowfish) is the source of this 1494-nucleotide messenger RNA. RefSeq lists its product as uncharacterized. Bases 148 to 1218 code for a protein of 356 amino acids. The record is from RefSeq and is a predicted model, not a curated record. Lineage: Eukaryota; Metazoa; Chordata; Actinopteri; Atheriniformes; Melanotaeniidae. Gene Ontology annotation, biological process: Arp2/3 complex-mediated actin nucleation. Gene Ontology annotation, molecular function: actin filament binding. The transcript is spliced from 10 exons. Gene Ontology annotation, cellular component: Arp2/3 protein complex; actin cytoskeleton.